This is a messenger RNA of Notechis scutatus (mainland tiger snake), 408 nucleotides long. The record is from RefSeq and is a predicted model, not a curated record. Lineage: Eukaryota; Metazoa; Chordata; Lepidosauria; Squamata; Elapidae.
AACCCUUCCAGGUGUAUGCCGUCCCCAUGGGGGGCAUGAUGGUCCGCCAGCCCUUCUCCAUCGGCGGCUCCGGCAGCUCCUACAUCUACGGCUUCGUGGACCUUUCUUACAAGCCCGGGAUGACCAAGGAGGAAUGCCUGACCUUCACAGCCAACGCGCUCGCCCUGGCCAUGGAUCGCGACGGCUCCAGCGGGGGCGUGAUCCGCCUGGCUGCCAUCACCAAGGACGGGGUGGAGCGUAAGGUCAUUCUGGGCAACGAACUGCCCCGUUUUUCCUCCGUCUGAGGUGGGGGGAAAUGCUUGGAACGGCUUCCGUGAACGCUUGGAACGGCCUCCGUUGUUUCGUGGGGACGGGAAUGUGGGUUUUGUCGUCUUCGGGCUUUGUUUUUGGUGGGUAUUAAAGGCAGAA